AUGACCUUGAUAAUGAAAUGUUCAUUGAUUAAGCAACCGUUUUUAAAGUUGUGUUUCUUUCUUUCUUGCCCUCAGCUGACAUUGCCAACAUUUCCUGUUGUUGUGAAGAUUGGACACGCUCAUUCGGGCAUGGGAAAGGUGCAGGUGCUAUUUAUCUAUCUUGAGGGGAAAUGGUGGAACUACUUUUUUUAAAGAAAAUGCUAUGUAAACACUGCAGGCACCAAAUUCUAUAAUGGAAGCAUCUAAAACUUCAGGGCAGUAAUUAUGCAAAUCCAUUUUGAGACCCAUGCUUAGAAGUCCAUCCGUAUGUAUUUGCUUAAUUUUAUGCAUAUGCAUACAUCCCCUGAGCAUAUAAUCCUCUUGUAAAAGUCGGUGCUUUUCAAAUUGAAAGAUGCUUCAAAGAGUAAGAACUAUUCUUAACUAAAAAUUGACAAAUUACCUAUGCCAGAAAUACUGUGCACCCGUGAUAUUUGUCCUCUGCUUUAUAUUAUUUAACCUUUUAAUGGUUUUAUAAUGAACUGGACUUACACCCUCCCAUCCAUUCAGUCACUACAUCUUCCAUCCUGUUUACCUAGUCCUUCACCUCCUGUGCCUUCCAUUUAAACCCCACUUACCUGGCUGGAAGUCUAGCCAGCACCAAACAGCUUCAGGAAGAGGAAAAGGGGGGCGUGCUCCAUCCCUUCUCUGGCAAGAGGACACAAGGCCCCUAAAUAUGCCCUAAAACUAGUACAUGAGCUACUUUCUUCAUUUUAUUAGUCACACACUCCCACACAGCCUACAGAUAUUGUAGUAGCCUUUGAAAAAAACUAAAUUCCCAGGGGAUGGGGCCACUCAAGCAACAUACCAAAUGCCAAAGACAGGAGGGAGGGACAGAUUUUCUAACUUUCUCUCCCCGCCCCUGGCCCCAGCUGUUUCCUGCUGCUAGACAUACUAUUCAGGUGGUUUAAAUGAAAAGAAAGGCAGGUAUUUGGGAUUGAAGUGGGUGGGUGAUAAAGGACUUGGACAAUAAUUCUUCUUUGGCUCAGGUUUUAAUCAAAGAUGGAGAAGUUUCUGAUUUUGUAAAAUCUAUUAUUUGAGUAUUAUAAGCCCUAAAAAUAGAACAUGAGCUACUCUCUUCGUUUUAUUAGUCACCCACUCCCACACAGCCUGACUUUUCAGUAUCAUAUUUUUACAUCUGGCGUUCACUAUCUACUCAGCAUUUUCCAUUCUAAAGGCCAACUUCUUCAAUCAAAUAUGUACACAUCCCUCAGAGUGAAGUAUUUACUAUGGGAGGUGGCGUCACAAGUGACAAAAGAUCUUGGCACUAGUCUGUUGAACCUUUUAAAGAGAAGCUAACUGAUUUAGUGAAAUCCAAGCUCUCUCACUUAAUUGGAUUAGAAUAUACUCUGAUGAACUAAGAUAGUGUACUAUACUGAUUAAACAUCCUUCUAAACCUAACCUUUUAACAUUUAGAGAAGAACAAGCAUUUUACAUUUGCUUUUGUUCCGUUUUCAAGUCUAUAUCCAAACAUCUUCCACAAAAGAAUUUGAAAUCUCAUCUCUUCUAUGCUGAAAUCUACUAAAGUGCAUAGUGAAAGACUUCAUUGUAUUCUAUUGUUGAAGGGAAAGUAAGCUGGAGAAGUCAAUAUUUUAUAUGUAAAAUUGUAUAUGUAAAUUUUAGAUGUAAGAAGAUAAUAUAAUUCUUUGAAUCAAUCUACUUUCAUACCAUUCCUCUGUUUUUAAAAUAUUUUAUCUUUGAAUUUGAAACAUUGCCAACUGGCAGGGGGUUGGACUCGAUGGCCCUUGUGGUCUCUUCCAACUCUAUGAUUCUAUUCUAUGUUCUAUGUCCUAAAUGCCACCAUUUGUUUCCUUACAGAGAGGUCCUAAUUUUUUAUUGUAUUUUCAGAUUGUCUGUAAACAUGUGCUUCUGUACCAUUCAUUGAUACUGCUGGGUCAGUUUUACAAUAAAGCAUUGCUAGAAAUUAAUUGUCUGCAUAAAGACAUAUUAGAGGGAAAAUGUGUUGUAGAUAUUUAUAUAAAUCAAUAAAUCAAUAAUAAGUAGGGAUGUUCAGUGAUGUCAUUCUCUGUCUCAGCUUAUUUCCUUGUUGUAUAAAAGUGCGGUUGUCCCUCAUAUAAAGAUGCUUGCUUUGCAGGGACACCAUUUAAGGUUGGGGUUGAGCGGGUGACAAUGAACAGCAAUAUACAGAACUGAUUUCAAGGAAUCCACUGAAAUCUGGGCAUUUUCCAAACAUCAUUUUCUGUCCUGCGAAUAAAUAAGGCGGAUGGGGACUGAAUUUUGAUAUGUUUUGUACGUUUGCAUGUUAGAUUUCACUAAGUUUAAGGGAAAAUGUUUAACAAAAAAUAAUAUAAACUUGUUAAGUAAGUUCAAGAAGUAGAGUUUUCUGUAUAAGUAAACCUAACAGUUCUAAUCUUAUUCUUUUUGUCUCCCCAUGCUAUAAAUCUUUGGCUAAUAACAGGUCAAGGUAGACAACCACUAUGAUUUUCAGGAUAUAGCCAGUGUCGUAGCACUCACUCAGACCUAUGCCACUACUGAACCCUACAUAGACUCCAAAUAUGACAUCAGGAUCCAAAAGAUAGGCAACAACUACAAAGCAUACAUGUGAGCAAACAUUCUGUUGUUUUUUCAUUUUCAGUUCCAUCAGCUGUAAAGCAGGUAACAACCAGACUUUAUGGCCUUGCAUGAAAGUUCACCAUUAUCCCAGUGUGGAAUCUACAGUGCAUCAGUAAUACUGUGAAUCAGUGAGUAAAAAAAUGGGGAUUCUUAAAAAAAGGAUAUUAAGAAAUUGAGAAAUUCAGAUUAGAAUAAUUUAUCUUUUAAAGUGAUGUGCAGUAGAAUGCAAACAAAACUUUAUAUAAUUCCUGAACAUAAAAACAAAACAGAGGGAUUCUGCACAAUAAACUAAAAAGACAGGGAUAGCUUGAAGAAACAUCCACUGGAAAUUGCCCUAGAGUUAUUUUCCAUAUUUCAAAAUAACCACAAAAUCCUAAAGGGGGGGGACAACUCUCUUUUCAAGAUUUUUUCCUUGCGAACAGACAAGCAAAUUAUUAUCUAUGAAUCACAUUGAAAGGUUACUCAGAACAGUUAUCUGUUCUGAAAAUUAUAAUGUAUAAUUCUCAAAUUACUUGCCAUAAGGCAAACCAAAUAUGUAAGAAGUUAGAUUGACACUGAACCAGGCUGUUGAUGAAAAACUCUGCAAGACUAUGCAGAACUCCUUGUUAAUCCAAAGGCAAUGUGUCUAGUUCUCUACUUUGUGUAAGGUGAUGUUACAUAAUAUAUUUUUACAAAAUGACCCACUGCCAAGUGAUUUAGGAAACAUAACUCAUAAAUUCAGUCCAUUGUCUUUAGCCAGUAUAGAAGCAAUUUCCAAGCACAUGGUUUGUAGGUGUUUUAUAAGUUUCUCUACUGAAUACCUAUCAAUAAGUGCCUAGUUGUUAUUGGCUUGUGAUGACACAAAAGUGGGUUUUCCCACUGAUGGUACUGGUGUUAUAGAAUGCACUCCCUGCUGUAAUAGGAGAAGGGCUGUCCCCAUUGGCAUUCUGCUGGCUUUUGAAGACACACCUGUUUACACAGGCAUUCCCUUGAUCUCCCGCCCCAAGUCUCCAGCUAUCAUUACUGUGUGUUUUAAUGGGAUUGUUUUAUUGAGUAUUUUAAUUAUGGCUGCUUGUAACCUGUUUAUAUACUUGUAGAACGUUUGGAAACCUAUUUCGGCACUAGAUGGUAUAUGCAUUAUUAAAUAAUCAUAAAAAUAAUACUCAGGAUGAAAGGAAACAGAUUUUAUUAGGACAUGAUGAAAGCCCAUUUCAUCAGAGGCAUGAUAAGUGAUUCUCAGUUGUCAUAUAUAUAUGCAUGUUUAAAAAGGGUAAUGUAAGGGUUGCAGGUUAUGUGACAACACCAUAACAAAUAUCAUUAGCCUUUUAGGUGUCACAAUAUAGGUACCCCACCCCCACUUACAAACAACCCAUUUUUGUGCAACCACAUUUGCACAGGCUACCGUGAAAUAUAAAUAAAUAAAUGGACUGGUCUUCCCUCGCUCGUGGAUGCUGCCUGAGCAAGGAAAGGCGGCUUUCAGUUAACCAGCCGGGCAGGAGGUGCCUUCCCCCGCCUCCACUGUGCAUCCACACACCCCAUCUGGCAGCGGUUCCGCUGGGCAUCCUUCUCAGCCCUCACCCUCCGUGGCCAGCUGCUGCUGUCAGACGCACCGGCUCCCUUCAGGGAAGCAGGCAAGCUCAGGACAGGCGGGACACAAUCUCACUUAUGUGUGGAGGUUCUGGAACGUAGCCUGUAUGUAAGUGGGGGGAUGCCUGUACUUUUGUUGGUCAGGGUCUGCAUAAGAGUAGAACAGGCAGCAAAAGGUUAGGUCCUCUUCAGGAAGUAGCCAGGGCCAAUGGGGGGGGGGAGGACACACCUUUAUCUUUAACCUUUAGUUAAAUUUAGGUAGCUACUGAAUCAUUUAGAAUAUUAUGUCCCUUUUCCCAGCCCCAAGAAGCUGUCAGAACGGCUUGCAAAAGAGUCUCACAAUACUAUAUACGGUUUCUGGACUACAGCUGCCCUCAUCGUUGACCAUUGACCAUGGAACUGAGGCUAAUGGAGUUUUAAGUCCAAUAACAUCCGGAGGGGCCACAGUCGCUGCCAUAGUUGGGUCAAACCCGGAAGAUGUCCCAUUUAGAUUUGUUGCUGAAUUUUGCCCAAAUUGGCUUUUCUGAGAGAGUUACGAUGGGAUCCAGCAGGUUAUCCUCCAUGCCGGUGGCUGGGAUCAGGGUAAUUUCGUUUUCUGCAAAACUCCUGUAGACGCAGUGAACUGCAUAAAUUGGAACCUCCCUGCUGCCCCUGGGAAUUUAUAUGGCAAGGCAGAGGCUACAAGGCUAAUGUGUAUGUUUAGAUGGGCCUGUUUCCUGUAGCAGUAUAAUUGAAAAUGAAGCAGCGUCAUAAAGAUUAUAUUUCCUGUGAACUUGGGACCAAGGUCUUUAUUGUAUAUAGACCUUGAGAGAGUUGUUAAAGGAUACUGAAGGAGUAACUAAUCUACAUUAAAUGAUCUUGAGUGUGUACCCAUUACUGUCAUCCUAUUUGGACCCUACCGUUUCAUUUCAUUCCACACUUUACAGUCUCUUUCUAUUAUUAUAGUAACACGUUGUGGAAUAAAUCACAUGCUCUAUUUCCACGGUCUGUUUAGUGCAGGCAUUCAGUUCAGUUCUCAAUGCUUUUAUUGCAUUCGUUGUCUUAGCUGCAAUGACUACAUAAUUCAGUUUGUUUCCCAUUUCUGUUUUAUUGCUUGUUUUCAUUUCAGCAAGUUCCUAAGUGCAUUGAAUAGUUCUGUCAUGUCUGUUAGCCCAGCUGAACUUGAGUCGCCUCAUCCUUCUUCUGUAGCGCAGCUUUGAUGCAUAUUUGUAAACGCCGUUCGUCUGACUUUUCGAUUCCACUACCAUUCAUAGUGAUCAUUUUAGACAUCCAUGUUAUUUUUGCAACAUGUUUUAGAAUGUUUGGUUGAAAUAGGGAGGAAGACGCUCACUCACCCUGUCCAAACACAAAGAGGAGCAAGUAGGAAGCCGUGGGAAGAGAAGAAUUUCCUAGCUAUGGAUCCUUGUAAGAGUAGCUGGAUACAAAAGCAUUAAGAACAUUGAUAAGAAUUUCUCCUCCACUAGUAAGUGCCCUGAAAAUCUACAGCCCUGCUGCUAAAUUUUAAUUAUAUGUGUUUCCAUGCCUUAUCUUUAUAAUAUUAUGCAGCAGAUGUGGAACACAGUUGUCCGGUUCUCAUGUCACAGUAAGCCAGACCAUGGCUUGAUGUGGACAUGCAGGCUCCUGUAAAGGAGAUCAUGGCUACUUUGUCCCUCUCUGGUCAAUCAUCUGCUGCACUGCACUAAGACAUGCUUUGACUUAGCAUGACAUCUGAACCUGGAGCCAUGGUUUACAUCUCCUGAACAAACCACAAUACAUAAACGAGAGCACAAACCUUUGUUAGAGCUCGAGAUUACUCUGGAGAGUUAAACCAUAAGCCUGGUCUCGGAUGUCGCACUUAAGCCAAAAUCUGGCAUACCUUAGCACAGCAGCAGAGAAGCAAAAUGGCUGUGAUUCGCUUGCACAGAGCCUGGGCUUAUGGCAUAGGGCCAUCAUUUGGUUUAUCAUGAUACACAAAUCAGGCCAGUAUGGCUUGUGUAAAUGUAGCUUUGGGAUCUUGUGUGAGUUGCAAGUGAAGCAGGGAGAUUCAGUCCAGGUUAAUAACAAGAAUAGCAACAAAAGACAUAAUAGUCAUUGCCAUUUUAUUGGAAACGUUCCAGGGAUUGGGUGCAACUGACCUCUCCUCAAAACGCAAGGGUACGUAUAGAAGGACCUCUGAAGAUGCUCUCAGAAGUUCAGAAGAACUCACGUGGGAAUAGGUUGCCCUUUAGCUGCCUAAAUGUCUAAGCUGUGUGGGAUUUUUAAGGUUAAUACCAUCACUUUCAACUGUGCUCAGAAAUGGAUCAAGAGCCAAUAAUACCAUAUAGUGAUUAAAAAAAUGAUGGUUCUUACGACCAUAUAAUGUUUUUUUUCUAAACAAUAUACCCACAGUUAAAAUUGUUCAAGUUCUACAUCAAUAUUGUCACUGUUCACAAACCAUGGCCUCCAAUACAAUGGUAGAUUUAAACAUAUUUUUGUGAGAAGUUGUUGUGUAGUUAGUUUUUCCAUUUCAUACCUGUACAUUAUUUUCAGUUAUAAUUUAUCAAGGGAAGAGGGGUGUCUAGCAGAAUAUUACAAACUGAGGGUUCGUCCAAACUUCCACUUCCCCCCAGGGAAACCCAGUCUUUAUUGCUGAAUCAGAAAUGCCUCAGAAGUAUGGGACAAGUGGAAAAUCUCUUGGACCUGUGCUUUCUAAGCAUGGGGCAAGCUGCAGUGAGGAUGAGCCCUUAGAGACAAUUUCCUUUGACUUUCACAGUUUAAUCAGGGUUAAAAAUGAACUUGGUCCAUUGACUCUAAAUCAACAUGAAACUUUUAUUACGCUUCACAAGUUCAGAUAUGUUUAGUCAAUAGCUUGAUAUUCCACAGCUGGUUUUCAUUCGUGAGUGAGCUUUUAACACAAGCACAGAAUAUCGAAGAGCCUCCACAGGAAAUAUAAGCUAUUUUAGAGUUUUAAAUCUACUAUCUAAAUAUCUACUGUUGUAAUCUUCUGUGGUGUUAUGUUGUAGCAGGUAGAGAACUCACAUUAUAGGUGACUUAUUAUAUGCCAGCUAUCAGAUAACUAGGAUAUAGUAUGGAGUCAAUCCAAAUACCACAACUCCUGCAAAUGUUUAGAGAUUCCUACAUAUGGAUAUGAAUAUAAAUGCAUCGCUGUUUCAAGGAAACACCAUGGGGUGAAAAGGAAACAAACACAGUAGGAACAAAAUUGCACUCAUGUUGGAUUUUCUCAUAUUACCUUGUCUUUCUCCAAAACCAAUAUACUAAAGGCAUAAAUUUAUGUAUUAAUACGGAAAAAACACACUGUUCUAAAUUAUAAUCUGUUCUAUAGAUUCAGACCUCACAGUGUGAUGAUGAAUAGUAAACCUCUGUAUAAAGUCACAUAAUUAUUGUUACAGAACACAAAUUAAGGGUCAAGCCCAUGUUACUAUUCUGCAUACAGCAGAGAAGUUCUCACUUUUAGCACAGCUGCACUAAGUUCAAAUUCAUAAUUUUAUUCUUUUUUAAAAAAUAUAACUUAUCUGAGUCAGGAAAGAUAGCUAUGGGUUGGUUCAGUACACAAAUAACAUUUAUUUUCAUGAGUGUCUUCUUUCCUGUACACAUCAGAUUUAAAUGCACUUAUUUAUUUGGGGAGGUAGUUGAAUAUAAUGUUUGUUUCAUGUUAAUCUUUUUGGAAGUUCCUUUGCAUGCUAUUUCGUUUUUUAAAAAACCCCAAAAGUUAGCAAUUAAUAAGCUAAUGAUAAGAACAAAGAGGUUGGUGUAAUGCUUGCUAAAACAUUUAUAUUUCUCCACAGGAGGACUUCAAUAUCUGGAAACUGGAAGACAAACACUGGAUCUGCAAUGUUGGAACAAAUUGCCAUGUCAGAUAGGUAGAUGAGUCUUGAUGCAAUAAGAAAUCAUGGAUGUGCCUAAUUGGAAUAAUAAUAAUAAUAAUAAUAAUAAUAAUAAUGGGAAUACAACUGAAUUUUUUAGAAGUGUUGUGGUUGUUGUAUGUGCAGCACCAGCAUACUUUUGCUAACGUUGCAUCUGCUCAAAGUUUGAGUGGAUGGAGAGCAGACAUUUAAGGGAGAAACUAGCCCUUUAAUAGAUUCUCUGAGAAUUCAUUAUCCAAGAGCUUCUAUCUUUCUCUAUCAGCUUUUGCUUUCCAUUGCCAUUUAUAUUCUUACUUGCAUGGAAAACACUGAAAAAAUCUUUUUUAAAACACUGAUAAACUGUUUAAAAUCAACAUCAACUUGAUACCAAUAAUGUUAAUGUGUUCCCCCACUCCAUUCACCUUGGCCCUCUUCAGUCAUUCUCUACACAUACAAUGCAUGAGUUUGAGAAAGAGGGUAAUGGAACGAGUCUCAACUUCAUGUGUCCUGCUUGCCUUCCUGACAUUCAUGUGUAUAAGCUAUGUGCACAUAAGUGUGCCUUUUGAGAUCUUCUGCAGAGAGGGUUGAAAAUUCUGCUGUCCGUGCACCCCAUUGUUAAGCUCUUGGGGGGAGAUCUUAUUCAGGUCACAAUGUUUCAGGACUUCAAGAUACUAGAUUAUCAGCUUUGAAAAAAGAAACCCAAACAUUUAGAACAGCUAGUUCAUGUUAACGGCUUAUAACAGUAGGGGUUCUAUGCUCCAAGGCCAAAAACAAGAGUUUUCAUGCAUGACUUUAUUAAAGCAAGCUUUAAAAUUUCAUAUCUGAGCUUGUAAGCUAUAACCCAGUCAAUUGCAAUUGUUGAGAUGACAGAUAAGUGAGAUGCACAUCAUAUCCUGAAAGGUGGGAAAAGGCAAUAAGGCAUAGCUUCCAGAAAACAGUAAAGUGAGAUUAUAAUUCCACAUCUCGAAGGUUUAUUAUGGGAAAUGUUGACCAAUUUAUUCCUACCCCUUUCAGAGGGCCAAACUAGAUGUUACAAAGAAGAUGUAUGGAAUAGUUUCCCAAUAUAUAUAUAUAUUUAACUGAAAUGCAGGAGAAGAGGCUGUUGAAUCCCGUUCUCCCCAGCCGUUUCUUCUCUCAACUUCAUUCCCGCCGCCUACCAGCUGCUUUCCACCACCACCAGGACAAUUAUAAACUGUAGUUUGGCCCUAGAGUGUGAGAACAAAGAAGAAGUACCCUUUUGCCAAAGUGGCAAAAAUUGGAAGUGGCCCCUUUGGUGUAUGUUAGAAAUUGUAUGCUUUGGAUCUGCAUUAGAUUGCAUCUGUCACAUGCCUGACUCCUAAAAACAACAACACUAUGCAUACAUGUUUUUACUGAGCAGCCUUUAGGCUCAAGGCAAGCCUUCCGUUCUUAAUAUUUGUUUCCAUAUGUGGCUGUUUUUUCAGCUUUAUGCAUUGUAUAUGAAAACUGACUUCAAUAAGAUCUUCUGAGUGUUUCUUUGGUUUCAUAGGAAUAGCCUUUCAAAAUAAGGUUCCUUUGUUUGGAUUGGUUUUCCUCCAGAUUUACCAUUAAAAGAAACAACCCUUCUCCUAGAUUCAAGAGACUAUAGCACUUUACAGCAAGAAUGGCUUAUAAACAAAUAAAGCCAAUUAUGACGGUCAGCACUUCUACAGAUGUUGAAUUUGACAUGCAUCCAAGAAACAACUUCAGAAAUGAAGUCAUACGAGAAAUAAGCCACUCCUUUCAUUCCACAAGAUUUCAUCAAUAAUAGUUCAGACCAUUUUUGCAAAUGUCUGUGCCUAGCUUUUUUAUUUAAAGAGAAACCAUUCUACUGGAGCAGAUUUCAAUUAGUAACAACGAUAGAUAGCAGGAUAACCAGUGUGGUGCUCUGCAGAUGUUGUUGAACAACCGUUCCCAUAAUCCUUGACCAUUGGCCAUGUUGACUGAGUCUGAUGAAAGCAAUUGUCCAACAACAUCUGGAGGACACUUCUUUGUCUGUCCUUUAAGGGUAUUCAAUUCAAGCACAUCACGUUGGUUUGGGUAAGUCUGACUUCCAAUCAAGCAGGUUUAGCAUCACAGCCAAUUUUCAGGCUGCUUACCAUGUUACACAGUGGCAAAGGCCUGUUUGACCGCAUGUACAUGCACCAGGGACCUUCAGUCAGUGCUAAUUACGGCUUCAUGUGCUGAUAUGUUAGAAAUGACCAUGCUUUGCUGUUUGCACAUGUUGUACUUUUAUGGUUCGGAAUAUAAUGCUUUAUGUUACAGUCCCAUUAAAAGAAAGCCUGACGCUGAACUGAGGGCAUUAGGAUAAGUGAAGUUGCCAGUGUGAGGGCAACUCAGAAGCACAAAAUAUCAGAUGUCUCAGAUCUGGUUCACUUAUGCAACAAUCUCCCUUAAUGAGCAAUUUGAUAAUCAGAAAUAUUUGGAGAAGGUUAUAUAAGAGCUAAUGUGGUGAUGAUUUGUAUUAGCACCAAGGCACGGUUACAAUCUAAAUUCAAACUAAUAUAGCUAGAACACUAUUGUGACAAGAUCAUGCUUUUGGUUAAAGUGAGCUUCUUUUCACAUUCCAGGUACAAGUUCUGGAUUGACAGCUGUUCAGAGAUGUUUGGAGGUUUGGACAUAUGUGCUGUAAAAGCAGUUCAUGGCAAGGAUGGGAAGGAUUAUAUUUUUGAGGUGUGGUAUAUGCUUUUCCUCUGCCAACACUUUUGUUGUUGUUGUUGUUGCUGUAAGAUAUUAAGGAAAACCUCUGCUCCUAAAGAUUACACUUGCCUUUUUUUGCAUAUUUCAGUAAAUGGCACUGCUUGUGGGAAAGCACAACUGUUUCAUGAUGUGGUGUAAGCUUGCUUCUGAAUAGGAUCAAAAUACUUGCAUUGUAUUUCCCUAAUCCUUCUGCUUUCCAUUUAAGUGAACACACCUCUACUGCUUUAGUGCAAGAUUUAUAGGCCACCUUUUCCCAAGAGAAAUCGCCCCAAAAUACAUCUUUAUAUAAAAAGGGAAAAUAAGGAUACAGUAAAAUUCUUCCUCUCCCCCCCUUAAAAAAAGUAUCCUGCAUUAUAAUUAGAUAAAACAUACUGUUGUAUGCUACUGAACAGUCGAAUGUCUGUCCCUGAUAGUUUGUGGGAUAAACAAAUGUUCUUUAAUUCAUGUAAACCACACACCACUUUGGAUUACUUAGCAAACAGGAAGAUUUCGAAGUUUGGUAAAUCCAUCUGCCCAAGGAUGCAGGCUUUGGCUUGGGUCCAAAGGUUUCUAGUGGAAGCAGAAAGACACUUUACUCACAUGAGUAGAUUUUCACAGGUCUCCUCCCAAUGCUGCACGCCAUUCCCAAGGCUCUCCCAACUCUUAGGACCAGUUUUUUCAAUGCAGCACUUGGGCUGUAGCAGGAACAAGAGGUCAGGAAAGCCAUAUUCCAUCAGCAGAAUGUUGCUAGCUUUUAUUUUAUUAAUGUGAUUUACAUAAACUUAAGGCUCAUCACAGUCAGGGUUCAGGCUGUGUUAUGGGUUGGACUGAAUGAACCUUGGUCACCCUAAUCAAGACCGUAUUAUUAUUACCGUACUUGAUCUCUCAACAGCUUUUAAUGUCAUUGACCAUGAUAUCUUCCUUUACCAGCUCUGUGAAAUGGGAAACAGGGGCACUGUUCUCCCUCCAGUUCUCUCUCCAGGAUUGGUUUCAUUGGAUAGCAUUGGACUAUUGUCUCAGAGCCCCUGGGUGUCAUGGAGUGGGGUAUCUCAGGAUACAAUCCUGUCCCUAGUGCUAUUUAACAUCUACAUGAAGCCACUGGAAGUGGUUUUGGGAGUUUUUGGUGAGGUAUCAUCAGCAAACAUAGUUUGCUGAUGAUACCCAGCUUUAUUUCUCUAUAAUGCAUGAAUUAAGAGAAGCUGUGCAAGCCUCUCCUAUGCCUAGACUUGGUGGUGGGCUGGAUAAGGGCCAGUAUCCUGACUCACUCCUGACUUUGGUUGGUGGGUUCCUUAAUCUGCACAAUUGGUCAAUGACCUACUUUGCAUGGGGUUGUUCAUUCCCAUAAACAGUAGGCUCCAUCUUAAAAUCACUUUUUCUCUGCAACAACAUUGUUGAGUAGGUUUUUAAAUUUCACCAUGAAAACUCAGGUUAAGAAAGAGACCAGUGUAGAUAAGGGAUAAGGAAUCUGCGGUGCUCUAGAUGUUACUGGACACCAGUUCCCAUCAUCUCAAGCCAGCAUGGAAAUUGGACAUGGAUGGUGGCAGUUGAGACCCAACAAUAAUAAUAAUAUAAUAAUAAUUUAUUAUUUAAACCCCGCCCAUCUGGCUGAGAUUCCCCAGCCACUCUAGGCGGCUCCCAAUCAAGUGUUAAAAACAAUACAGCGUUAAAUAUUAAAAACUUCCCUGAACAGGGCUGUCUUCAGAUGUCUUUUAAAGAUAGGAUAGCUGCUUAUUUCCUUCACAUCUGAAGGGAGGGUGUUCCACAGGGUGGGCACCACUACACUCUCUGUCUGGUUCCCUGUAACCUCACUUCUCACAAUGAAGGAUCCGCCAGAAGGCCCUUGGCACUGGAUCUUAGUGUCCGGGCUGAAUGAUGGGGUGGAGAUGCUCCUUCAGGUAUACAGGACCGAGGCUGUUUAGGGCUUUAAAGGUCAACACCAACUCUUUGAAUUGUGCUCGGAAACGUACUGGGAACCAAUGCAGAUCUCUCAGAACCGGUGUUAUGUGGUCCCGGCGGCCACUCCCAAAUUCUAGAGAGCCGCAGAUUCACCUCAGUCUGAUUUAGAUGAUUAAUAUAUAUUGCCACUUCUGGUCUGUUUUCUGUAAUAACCAUGCACAAUUGUUUUCUCUAGCUCAUAAGUGCCAUGUGAAUUGUUUGCUGUAGGGGGAUUCAGCAUGUUUUCCAUUUGCAGGCCAACAGCAUGUGCUGUUGUCCCCUUCAUUUCUUUUUCUGGUUCUGGUCUCCUAAUCUUAUGACAUGUUACUUAACCCUUUCUGUCUGCCCAGAUAUAUAUUUUUUGUACUUUUACAGUGCAUUUCUUUAUUUGUCUACCUAAAAGUGAGCUCAAUGAGGUUCAGUCAUACUUUCUUCCAAGUAGACUUACCCUCAAUUAUUUGUGUACAAGAUUACAGCUUCAGGCUUAUUAUUAUUAUUAUGCAAAUUAUCUUUUACACAAGUCUCAAGGCAAUUUACAAGCAUGCAAUAAAAACUACCAUAAGUAGAUUUAAAAGCAGUACAAAAACAACUUAAUAUGGUUUCAAAAACAACACAAAUUAGCAGCUAAGACUAUUUCUUUAAAAGAAAACACACACCAACAUUUUAGGUUGAUAUUUUGUUAUAUAUCAUUUAUGGGGGGGGGGUUGUGUAACAUAUUACUACACUAGACCAAGAUGAUUCCAUCCAAUUGUCCAGUGGCCAUAAUCUCUUGCCAAAUUAGGUUCACCUAAACCCAUGCUUAACUCUCUCUUGUAUUAUGAUUUAUGCCUCUUUUAAAAAAUGAGAGAAAAAUAAUAAUCUGAAUCUAUUCUAAUAAUUUCAUAAAGGUAGGUAUGCGGGGGCCCAAGCUAUAAAGAUAAAAACAAACCAGUUCAAGUGUCAUUCUUUCAGAUGAACUUUAAUAAUAAACUUCUAAUGAAAACUACAACAAAAAUAAACUUUUUCUUCCGGGGAAUGUUUUAUAGAAACCUUGAAGCUGCAAUUAUAUCCAAAUGAGGUAUAGAAGAUAAUACUUGACUGUUCAAAUGAUAAUUUUAGAAACCAUUAAACUUGCUGGCAGACUAGUUACAUAAUCCUAGCUGUAUUGUUUGGCAUCAAAGCUUUUGUUGGCAUGGAUAACUCAAGAGUAGUUGUGGGGCAGCAAUAGCAAAAAUAAUAAUGGUGAUCAGAACAGCUGAUAUCUCUUGUCCAUUUGUUCACCAUUAAAAAAAUCAAUUAUAAACACAAGUAAGUAGUUCAUUUUGUUAUUAGGGAUUUAUUAAGUUGGAGGAAUUAUUAUCUUACUAUCCUCAGAAGGAGAUGUGGAAAUUUUAGCCUGUAAAAGCCAGACAGGAUCAUUAUAGAUAAUUGCUGGUCUGCUGAAAUUUAUAACAGUGUCUUGAUCUUUUCUUUAAAUACAUAGGGUAGUUCUGCUGUGGUCAGAAGAAUAUUGGGAUGGUGGAGAAAUGUCAUAAUUCUGAACCUGAGCUCUAAACCACACACUUCUGUACAUACUCCUUUACAUAACACUAUUGUUCAUCCACUGUGCUGUAACUGUUCCUGGGACAUUGUGCUUGAAGCUGGACUGUAACAGCCUGGGCCAGUUACUGAGGAGAUCUGGAACUGUUCUUCUGAUCCAGCUUCUCUAUGACAUCUUCAGCCCCCAGUGCCAUAGGUCUUGAAACCAAUACAUAUUCCAGUAAGCAUUCUGUGUCCACUCCCCUACCCAGUACUUUCGCUUUAUUAAAUAAAUAAUGUUCUCUUUGGCUGGGGAGCAAAAGUUGUGAGCAUGUGGCUGCUUCUAAUGCCCCACAUAGCCACACAUAAAAAGAGCAGGUGCUGUUGCUGGAGAUUUCUCAGUGUUCAGUGUGUCCACAUAGUCAAGGACAGACUUACAUUGUCUGAUGCCACAUCAUAUCACAACCAUACCACAUCAAGGAGCCAUGCCGCAUAUUCUCCCAAAGACCAGUUGAAAUCACCCAUCCAGUUUUUCUUGCAAGAUACGUUUUUAAAAUUAUACUUUGGCUUAGUUUCCUUCCCAUGUUACAAAAGAAAAAUUGAGUGACUUCCACAAAUCUCCCCAACUUUCCUGAUGAACAAAACUGAGAUUUGGACAUAGAGAAUUUUAAAUUUUUGUAAUAAUAAUAAUAAUAAUAAUAAUAAUAAUAAUAAUAAUAAUAAUACCCUGCCCAUCUGGCUGGCUCACAGCAUAUAUCGAAAUACUCGAUUUAUUUACAAUCACCCACAGCACAAUAUGGAUAACAAUAAUGGUCUGUAACACAGCAUAAACAAAUUACUAAAAUGAUAUUUCACUGCCUAAUCAGCUUUUGUUUCUUCUAGGUUAUGGAUUGUGCAAUGCCUUUGAUUGGUGAGCAUCAGGUUGAAGACAAACAGCUUAUUACUGAGCUGGUUGUAAGCAGAAUGAACCAAAUGUUGUCUAAAACACCUGUACCAUCUCCUCAGAAACCAACUGCCACUCAGCAGCCUCAAGUAAGGAAUGCAGACACUCUUCAUAAACACAUGCAGGAUUUCAGUAGAUAAAUGUCAUGAUGAUUGAGGACCUGUUGAGCUGUUGUUAUUAGAAGGGAGUGGAUAGUAAAAAUGGAGUGUGAUUUUUGUGCUUCCUUAGAACAGAAUUUCAAGCAUCAUAUAUUUAAAAUAUCCAAGCAAGAGCUCAUCAAUAAAGUUGCGACAUUACUUUGGGCAUAUAAAUGAUAUUAAAGGUUUCUGAAUAUGUUGCAGUGGGAUAAGCUGAAUCAACAGUCUUGACUCCAGUUUGCUCCAAUGUGCUUUGUUUUCACUCACUUCUUUAAGUAAUCAUCAAAGCUGGUACAAAGGGCUCUGUGCAUCCAUGGUUUUGUGGCCAUGCUGGUUUUACUUUUAUUUUAUUUAUUUAAAAUAUUUAUAUGCUGUCUUUCCCAAGCUCAAGGCUGUCAAAAUGCUAUGAAAUACUGUGAAACUGUAAAUAAAGAUAUAACAACAAUGUAACUUAGCAACUAAAAAUAUUCCCAAGACAACUAUGCAAUCAAAUCAGCCUCCAGAAGCCACUCAAGUAGUUUGCAAACUUUAUGGAAAGCAAUAGGCUCAGUCAUUCUAGAGCCAAAGCAAACUGCAGUAAAAGCAGCAGAGUCUGAUCAGAUGAGUUUAUAAUCAGCAUAAGUAUUCAUAGCUGGUGGUCAUUUACUCCGAGGUCAAAAGAGAAAGAGCGAGCUCCUAGUUGUCCACAAUUUCUUUUUUGCACCUCUAACAUGCUCAAACUGGGAUCUGUUCUUAGAUUGUGGAAGUCAAUCUAGUAUGCUAAUAGCCAAAUAUUUUCACUUGGGAAAAAGCCCAAUAGAUGAGUUUUGUUUCCUGCUAAGACUUUAAGGGCCUUUCCUCAUGUUAUGCUUGUAAUGUGAAAACUACAGGAAUAAUUUCAGUAUAGAAAGUGAUUCGCUGCAUGGAUUGCCCCUGUCGUCUAGAAAGUUCCCAUGCCAUUGUUAGCCAUUCCAUAGUUGCCCACUGGUAUAGAAACUCUACAUGAUGGAAGUGUUCCAUAUAGCUAGUCUUCUGUGGCCACCAUGCAGAGGCUGUUUCCUGUGGCCUCCAUAUUUUGUAAAUGUGUCAUGGAGACUGGACCUGACAGAACCUCCCAUCAGGUUUAGUUUACUACUGAACCAAAAGAAAGAAAAAGGUUAGUUACUGACUUUGGUUUGAUGUUCUUGCUGUUGUCCAUCUGAAUCUAUCUGUUUUGCAUGCAUUUCAUUUCAGCAAGCACAUCUAAUAUGAAGGGACUCGGUUAACUCUUGCUCCUGGUUUGUGAUUCAGAACUUCAGUUGAGACGAUGAGCAAUAGUCUGUGUUUUUGUGUCUUAUUUUGCUUUGAUUUCAGCCAUUGACUGUUUUGGGGUAUCACAGAAACAUCUGGGAUCACAGUUUAUUGAUUCCUAAGCCUAGCUUAGGUUGAGCCAGAAAAGGUAGAGCUAUCUUGCCAUAUCGUUGCUGUGACGUUUCAGAAUAUGCAAGCAACUGAUGACCACAUACCAUCAAUCAAUCAAUCAAUCAAUCAGUCAAUCAAUCAAUCCCCUUUUCAUUCCUUCCUCAUGUUAGCCAUCACCUCUCAUCGUGAUCAGGUCUGGAGGGUGGGGAUAAAUUUGAAAGAGAAUUAACUCCUGGAAGAUACCACCCUAGUGCAGAGUGAUUCGACUGUAGACCAUAGUUCUGUGAAUAUAAGUGUCUGUGCCACUUUUCGGGGGGGGGGAGCUUCAAAGAAGCAAUGGAAAAAUAAAUUGUGCUUAUGGUAGCUGCUAGGGACGCGGGUGGCGCUGUGGGUUAAACCACAAAGCCUAGGACUUGCUGAUCAGAAGGUCAGCGGUUCGAAUCCCCGCGACGGGGUGGGCUCCUGUUGCUCGGUCCCUGCUCCUGCCAACCUAGCAGUUCGAAAGCACGUCAAAGUGCAAGUAGAUAAAUAGGUACCGCUCCGGCAGGAAGGUAAACGGCAUUUCCGUGUGCUGCUCUGGUUCGCCAGAAGCGGCUUAGUCAUGCUGGCCACAUGACCCGGAAGCUGUACGCCGGCUCCCUCGGCCAAUAAAGCGAGAUGAGCACCGCAACUCCAGAGUCCGUCACGACUGGACCUAAUGGUCAGGGGUCCCUUUACCUUUAUGGUAGCUGCUAAAUGGCAGUAAUUGGACUGAAGUGAUAUGAUGCAAGUUUCAAAGAUAAACAAGCAAGCAAAAAAACUAUUUAUAUUCUCAAAAGGGGCCCACAUCAGUUAAACAAUUGAAAAACUAAGUUUGUGGUGCACCUCAAAUCAGCUUGUUCUUGGAGGAUAGUGACUAAUUUUUGUUUUAAAUUUUGUCAUGUUCUCCGAGUAAAAAAUAAUGCAAUUCCACAGAACCACGUGGUAAUGCUUCUAUUUUGUACUGUACCACUUGAAAGGCAACACAAAAUUAUUUCAGUCUCAUCUAACCACAUACAGUGACUAAACUUCAUUGUAAAGCGGUUUUAAAAGAAUAGCCACAUAAACCAAAAUAGAGAAAUUACUUUCUUCUAUAAAAACAUUUUUCACAUUUAGAUCAAACUAUGCUAUGCUGUGUAAAUAGUUACUUGUUGCUGUUGUUGAAGAUGAGAUCAUUUUCCAGAAAAGAUCAGCAGACAAAAAGAUCAGCACAUUUAUAUUUCCUCUGCAGGUAGAAAAUGAGGAUGGGUGGGAAUUAAAACUAUUUUUAAUUCUUAAGGAGGCAAAUUCCUGCCAUGUUGUGCAAUGCUGAUAUUCAUCUACAGAAUUUCAUUUUCUGAUUUUCAGUACACGAAAGUGAAUGGAGGUCAACAGCAGAUUCUGAAUUUCUCUAAGGGCUCUAAAAUUAUAUAGAUACUCUUAAGUGAUUGUGAGGGUUAACUAUUUGUUUUCUUAAGAGCAUAAUACAAGCUAAUAGAUUUUGGUGCAUUCUUUUAGUACUUUAUGAUGCAACUGAGGAUACAGUAGCCCUUAAACAUACUAUAGUACAUCAGUCUGUCACUACUGGCACACUGGGUCACUGCAUCUGGCUGUUAACCAGAAGGUUGCUGGUUCAAGCCCACCAGGAAUGGUUGCAGGCAGGAUUCCCUGCAUUGCUGAGGGUUGGACUAGAUGAUCACCAGCGUCCCCUCCAACUCUGCAUUUCUAUGAUUCUACAGUCAUACUCUUUAGUACUUUAAGCAUGAAUUCUGUUUUGUGGGAUUUCAAGUUACACAAUCUGAAAGCCAAAGCCCACGGGGGCUCAAGUUCUCAUUCAAAAGCAUCUCUUUUAUUUUUAACCUGUGUAUCUAUGUAGCUCUUUCAUUGUAUCAAUCAGCUCUCAGCACUAACAAGAACACAGUUUAGCGGCAAUCUCUGUUGCCUACAAUCCUGUCGCUUCCUGAAAAACUAGUCAUCAACUGCGGUUCAGGCAGGUGGCGUAUCAGCCCCAUCACCAUUCUGAGAAGAAAACCUGUCCUCUUGUACUGGUAGGAGAAGCCUCCAGGCUAAAAACUAUUCUGAGUCUCAUUUCUGAAAACACCUUUUGUUUUAAGAACCUUCAGAUUUUAGCGCCAUCUCGUGGAAAUCCUGCUUUGAACAAGAGUCCUUUUGAGCUAGUUUAUUGAGGGCUAUAGAAUACAUUUCCAAACUGAAUGAGCCAGAAAGAAAUUUUUGUUUCUGCUUAUUCUGCUAGCUUUGAUGGAGUGCUUACGGGCCAUUAUCCAGUGCCUAUGGUGUGGUUAAACUGAUCUAAGCUGAAUCAAUGAAAUCAUAAACAAUGACUGAUUAAUAAUAAUAAUAAUAAUAAUAAUAAUAAUAAUUUAUUAUUCAAACUGAGCUGUUUGUGUCAGUCUGGGAUCCUGACCUUAAACAUUUGCAUAAGCCAACCUAUGCACUGGGUUUUAUUAACUGUGCUUAGAAUUUAUUAGAAAACAGAUCAUGUCCUAAUUUUCUACAGAACAAUUUUGCUCUUGUAUUUGUCAUUUGUCUGAGCUCCUCUGCUAAGGUCUCAGAGCCUGUCAUUAGGAUGCUGGAACUAGAACAAGAAAUAAUAAUGCCUCCAUGCAAGCAGGAAGCCUCUCUGUGUUUUUUUUUUUGUGUGUGUGUGUGUGUGUGUGUUUUUGUGCUGUUUCAAGCCUAGCAGUGAGAUUUCCCCCUGACCAAACACCUGCAUCUGAGAGUUUUGUAGUCCAAGGAUCAAUGCUCUUCCAUGGGAUCCCAAAGGAGUCACAGUGGCUGAGCCAAAAGUUCCCUUCCCAUUUUCAUAGUGAGGAAAGGGAUAGUGACAGCUGCAUUGAAAAUAUUGCAAAAGGUUUGCAAUAAGAGACAGAGCUAACCACAUUAGUAGAAAUUGUGUGUUCCAGAGAUUGCCAAUUACUUCCAAUCUGGGUUUUACUUUUCCUGGCUUCUCCAUACUUCCACAUCAGAAUAGGUUUGUAAAGUGCCACUUUAUACAUGCCAGGUGCCCUUUGCAUAGUGUUGGGGAAAUAUGUGCAAGGGUGAUGUCUUCUAUUUCCAGUGUAGGAGGUACUGCCUUGUUUUAGCCUAGGGCCACCUGCUUGUGGAGAGUGAAUGAUGACAGUCUCAAAACAACUAGAUUGAGGGAAUCCAGCACACACACACACACACACUCUGCAGGUGCUGACAGUAGGAUACAGGAGAUUUACAGACAUGGUUAUUGCAAGCACACCUGCUGACUCAGUGCACCAGCAGAUGGAGCUGUUGUUACAUGACAGCAAGAUAUAUAGCUUAGUUCUUGGGGGCCUGUUUUUUCAUUUUGCUUGUUUGCAGCUGAACUUUAUGAAUAAUGAAAAGCACUUCUCAAGAACUAGGAGAUCUGUUUCUUCACUGUUUAAAAGAAACCAUAUAACAAUAAUCUUGUAAAUGAACAUUUAUCCUCUGCAACAUGCAUGCAGACCAUGAGACCCUUUUAAAGACAUGAUCUCUGUAGCAUAACCUCUAUGUUGCCAAUACCAAAAACAUCCCAAGGAAAGGCACAGGAAAAUUCUAACGGAGCUCUUCUGCUUCGAAAAGAACUGCUGAGCAGAAAGAUAGAAGACCGAAAGAUGCUAACAAUAACCAAUGAUUUCCCAUUACACAUAAUACUGGUAUCAUAAGCAGUGGUACCUUGGUUCUCAAACGGUUUGCGAAUGUUUUUCUGAAGCUGAACAUCUGAUGCGGCUUCCGCUUGAGUGCAGGAAGCUCCUGCAGCCAAUUGGAAGCCGCGCCUUAGUUUUUGAAUGGUUUCGGGAGGCGAACAGACUCCCAGAAUGGAUUACGUUUGAGAACCAAGGUGCCACUGUACACAUGAUACUAGUAUUCAGGUGGCUGGGUGCUCACUGGAGCAAGAUGGUUUGAGCAUUUAAUGCCAAUUCUGGCCCAGCUGCACAGGCUGCCAGUUAGUUUCUAAGCGCAAUUCAAAAUGCUAGUUUUGACCUAUAAAGCCUUAAACAGCUCAGGACCGCAGUACCUCAAGGACUGCCUUUCCCCAUAUGAAUGGACCCUGGCCCUGCAGUCAUUCUUCAUGUGCCUCGUCUUCAGGAGGGCAGCAAAAUGACAACGGGUCUUUUCUGUGGUGGCUCCCCGCUUGUGGAGUGCUCUCCCCAGGGAGGCCUGCUUGGCGCCUUCAUUACAUAUCUUCUAAGUGCCAGACGAAAACAUUCCUCUUUCCCAGACCUUUGGCUAAUUAAACAACCUCUGGCCUUUUAAAAUGUGGCAGAGUUGUUGUUUCUGUUUGUUACUAUGGUGUGUAUUUUGGUGUUUUUAUUAUUGUAAACUGUCCUGUGAUCCUCGGAUGAAGGACGGUAUAGAAAUUUAAUAAAUAGAUAAAUAACAUACAGAUGAACAAAAAAAAAAAAUUACCGUAUUUUUUGCACCAUAACACUCACUUUUUUCCUCCUAGAAAGUAAGGGGAAAUGUCUGUGCGUGUUAUGGAGGGAAUGCCUACAGGUGGCAUGCCUACGGAUUUUCCUUCUCUAAAAACUACGUGCGUGUUAUGGUCGGGUGCGUGUUAUAGAGCGAAAAAUACGGUAUCCAAAAAAUUGCAUGCACACUUCACACGAAAGCUUAUACCAAGAGCAAACUUAGUUGGUCUCUAAGGUGCUACUGGACAAUUAUUUUAUAUAUUUCGACUGCGUCAGACCAACACAACUACCUACCUGAAUACAGAUGAACAGUCAGUUGUUCGGAAAAGAAGCAAUGCAUCUUAAUAGUAUUGAGAGAUAUCAAUUAGACAGGCUGUUUGGCAAUUUCCUUGGAAUGUUGAAAGCUAAGAAUGGAAGAGAAGGCAUGAAAUAGUCCCAUUUGCUGUUUAAGCCUUAUGAUCCUUAAGCCUCAGGAAUGUAAGAGUGGAUGCCAUGCUAACUGAAGCACAAUCCUAGGUUCAGCUAGAAGGCUGAAGAUUGUUGGCAUUGCCUUCUUUCCCGAGCAAACCUUGUUGUUUCUUCUUUCUAGUAUUUAUGGUUCAGGCAGCUUCUUGCACUGGCCUCUGUGACUCCCAUGCAGAAUGGGAUUCUGCUUAUUCUGUGGACUCUUCCUACUUCGGCACCAGCAUAGGUACCUUAAACUAAACCCUUUGAACAGUGCCUUAGCACUCUUAACAGCACGGGCUAUUAGGCAAACCUCACAGCAGAGAAUAUGGGCAGCUUCAGUUGCUGUAAUUAUUUGAAAGUGCUUGGCUUCACACAAAGUAUUGCAGCUAUUGAUAUUCAAGGGCUAGGUUGGGCAGACUUUCUGCAAAUGUCAAGCGUACGUACAGACAGUAGCGUAGCGUGGGGGGUGCAGGGGGGGCCGGCCACACCAGGCGCAACAUCUGGGGGGGCGCGCUCGCACUCGCAGCUCUCUGCCCCUACCUGGCAGAGUAGCCUACCACAGGUUAGGGGGCGCAAAUUACUUGCCUUGCCCCGGGUGCUGACAACCCAUGCUACGCCACUGCGUACAGAAUGCAUAAUUAAGAAGCUGAUGGCAUUUAAAUGUAAUGAUGAACAACUUCACUCAGGUCAGAUCAGGGAGCCAAUUUUUUUUAAGGAUUAUCUUGCUCAUGUUAGUCUGGGCAUGCAAACACUGCAUUUAGAAUAUAUUUUGUCUGGUCUCUUCUUCAUAAUGUGCUGAACAAGCAUACAUUUCAGAAGGCGUAAUAUAGAACCUGCAUUGCCCCUGUUACGCAUGUUCCCUUUUAGGGCAUACAGGACUCCUGUUGGUUCUCAGCUAAGUACUGGAUCUCUUGAGGUUUUUUUAUCCACCAGGCGUUUUUUAGUUCUCUGGUUCCUCUUUGAACCUCAGCCUUAGCGUUGGCAUAGGUUUUUUUCUUAGUGGCACAGUUUCUAUCUCUUUACCAGAUCUGAAAGGCCUUCCUUUUCUUGCCAAUCAUGCAUUCAAUCUCACUGUCAUUCUCAUCAAACCAGUCCUGGUGUUUCUUGGUUUGGUAUCCAAUAGUUUGUUCACAGGCUGCAAUAAUGGAUGUUUUUAGCUUAGUCCAGUGUUCCUUGAUGUUAUCAGGGAAUUCUGAACGCAGAUGGUCCUUAAGAGUCAUUUGAAAGCAAUCCCGCUUAAUGGGAUCUUGAAGGGCUUGAGUGUUCAUUUUGCACCUUGGUUUCCUUCCUUGGAGCCUGUGUUGAGGUAUAAUCUUGAUAGCCAUCUGGAGUGUAUUAGUCGGUGAUCUGUCCAGCACUCGUCGGCACUCAUCAUAGUACCACACUUCUAAAAGAUAAAGAAGCUAUUGCACUGCGCUGGAAAGAACAUUACCAACAUCUCCUUAACCGCAACUCCCCCGUAGCUGCUGAGGCCCUCUCACAAAUUCCGCAAAAACAAGUUAGAGAUUAGCUUGCAGUAUCUCCAAAUCUGGGAGAGUUGUAUACAGCUAUUAACCAAAUGAAAAACAACAAAGCCAGAGGACCUGAUGGGAUACCUGCCCAAGUCUUCAAAGUGCGUGGAAUAUAACUUACACAACAACUUCACAAGCUCAUCGAAAAAAUCUGGGAGAGAGAAGAGAUCCCAGCAGACUUUAGGGCUGCCAAAAUUAUCAAUCUCUUUUAUAAAGGUGAUAGAACUGAGUGCAUGAACUAUCGAGGCAUCUCUCUAUUAGCUGCGGCUGGCAAAAUUCUUGCAAGGAUGUUAGCAAACCGUCUCAAUAUCUGAGGUGACCCUUCCUGAAUCCCAGAAUGGUUUUUGGCCCUCUAGGGGGACAGUGGACAUGAUUUUCACUGCUCGACAGCUUCAAGAAAAAUGCAGAGAACAAAACCAACCCCUGUAUAUGGCAUUUAUUGACCCAGCUAAGGCUUUCAACACUGUAAAUUGUAAUGCCCUGUGGACUGUCCUUCUGAAAAAAAGCUGUCCAGACAAAUUUGUGAACAUCAUUCGGCUCCUCCAUGAUAAUAUGACAGCAACAAUCGCAGCUAACAAUGGCUCUCAAAGUGAACUAUUCACAGUGGGAUAAAGUGUUAAACACGGUUGUGUUAUUACCCCAACUCUAUUCAUUAUUUUCAUUGCCAUGAUCCUACACUUUGUCAAAGGGAAACUCCCCACUGGAGUAGAAAUCAUAUAUCGAACAGAUGGAAAGCUCUUCAAUCUGAGCAGGCUGAAAGCAAAGAGUAAGGUUACCCUAACUUCCGUCAUAGAGCUUCAGUAUGCUGAUGACAACGUAGUGUGCGCAUGCUCAGAGGAUGACCUCCAAACCAUCCUAAAUAUCUUUGCAGAAGCUUACGAAAAGCUUGGCCUGUCGCUCAACAUCCAAAAAACCAAAGUGCUGCACCAACAAGUACAAAAUAAACCCUCAGCAGUGGCACAAGUCCAACUCAGUGGAGUAACGUUGGAAAAUGUCGAUCACUUCUCCUACCUGGGCAGUUAUCUUUCCACAAGGGCCAACAUUGAUGCCGAAAUCCAGCAUCGCCUGAGCUCUGUGAGUGCGGCUUUCUCCCAAUUGAAGUGCAGAGUGUUUGAGGACCAGGACAUUUGCAGGGAAACUAAAAUGCUUGUUUACAAAGCUGUUGUACUACCAACCUUACUAUAUGCUUGUGAAACAUGGACCACUUAUAAACACCAUCUCCAACUCCUGAAAGAAUCUAUCAAUGUUGUCUCUGAAAAUUUUUACACAUCACUUGGGAAGACAGGCAAACUAAUACCAGUGUAUUGGAAGAAGCAAAGAUCACCAGUGCUGAAGCAAUGAUUCUUCAGCAUCAACUUCAUUGGACUGGUCAUGUUGUGCAAAUGUCUCAUUAUCGUAUUCCAAAGCAACUACUCUAUUCCAAACUUAAAAAAUGGAAAGUGUAAUGCUGGUGGUCAACAAAAGAGGUUUAAAGACUGUCUCAAGGCAAAUCUUUAAAAAUGUAGUAUAAACACCAACAAUUGGGAAACACUGGCCUGUGAGCGCUCCAAUUGGAGAACAGCCUUUACCAAAGGUGUCAUGAGCUUUGAAGAAACCCAAACUCAGGACGCAAGGGAGAAACGUGCUAAGAGGAAGGCACGCUUGGCAAAUCCACACUGUGAUCAACUCCCGCCCGGGAACCAAUGUCCCCACUGUGGAAGGACGUGUGGAUCCAGAAUUGGCCUCCACAGUCACUUACGGACUCAUUCUUAAAACUGUGUUUAUGGAAGACAAUCUUACUCAGGUACUAGUGAUCACCAAAGAAGAAGACUUUAAUUUGUAAAACAAGCAUGCUAUUUUCAGCACGAGAAUUUUUUUGAGUUGCAUGAAUUUCCAUGACUAUGACAUCUGUCUAAUUGAUCAUCAUGAAUCAGAACCAAUGGGUUCCCACUAUCCCUCAGGCAUGGCAGGCACUUGGCUGCAGAACCAUUAACUUGGAAGCCUUUUGGCCACUGCUGAUGCAACCUAACUGACUGGCUGCAAAGCACAUGUGUUUCUUUUGGUUUGGCCUUCAUCAGCAAGUGUGCUGUGUCUGUGUGAUUGGCCUAAGAUGUCUGCAACUUCUGAUGGCUAUUUGAUAAAUAAGGGCUCUAUGCCUGAUACAAGCAGGGAACUGGAGUUACUAAUUAGCGGGCAGCAAGUGCAUCCGUAGGAAAGUGUGCAAGGGCUAUUAAGGUUUCAAAAUGCUUAAACAAAGCAUGUAUUUGAGGAAAUGCAGUGACCAGGAAGUAUGAGCUCGCAUGCUGGGAAGCCUAAUUUAAGGCAAAGGCAUUUCCUUUUAGGUGGACUAUAUUAAACUUCGAUUGUAAAUCUGUUGGUUUGGUAAAUAUUUUAAACUUGAGAUAUUAAUUACAGUUGGGAACGUUUGAGAAAUUUAAACAGCCCCUUCAUUUUCCCUUUCUGGCAACUUCAAAUGCCUCAAUAUCAUUUUCUUCAGCUCCAUGGAAACAUUGUGUUCAGGAAGUCUACCCACAUAAGUGGACAUCGUCUGGCAGAAGAGAUUGUGACAAACCCUGAACCAGAAUAGGUUUAAGUCCCUGUGUGCAGCAGCCAACAAUCGUUAAUCUAGGCUGCAUCAACAGAAGUAUAGUGUGCCGAUCAAGGGAAGUAAUAGUACCACACCUGGAAUCUGUGUCCAGUUCUGGGCCCCACAGUUUAAGAAUGAUAUUGACAAACUGGAACAUGUUCAGAGGAGGGCAACCAAGAUGAUCAAGAAUCUGGAAACCUUAGGAGGAACAGUUGAAGGAGCUGGGUCUGUUUAUCCUGGAAAAGAGGAAACUGGGAGGAGAUAUGAUAGCUAUCUUCAAAUAUCUAAAGGGCUGUCACAUGGAAGAAGGAGCAAUCUUGUUUUCUCCUGCUCUGAAGGGCAAGACCUGAUGGUUUUGAUUCCGCAUUUAGCAUCGUUGUCUAGUUUGGUCCUGUGAACAAAGUUCAUUUGGGAAUUACUCAGGGUUGCACAACUUGUGUUCCACCAAAACAAAUUUAGUUUAGCAGGUAGGCCAGUCACAAAAAUUGGGGAGAUUUUUGAGCCAUUAGUAGGCUAUCAUACAUUGUAGGGGGGCCGUGUUCAGCUUGAUGGCAGCUAAAACAAUAAUUUCACAAAUCUCAAGGUGUUCAUGAACAUGAACCAAGGCUUCAGAGUUAAAUGCUUUUUGGCCUGGCUAGUCAUUCUGAAUGUAAUGUCUAUCAUAAAAGACACACCAUGAAAUGUUCUUUAAAAUACAGCAAAGAAGUAAUUAGGCAGUAUUCCUUUCAAGGUGUGUAUAAUCUAAAUUUAUUUUUGUUUUAAAUUUACAAGUUAAUUUAAUUCUCCACACUAUUUAGGGGGUUCCUGAGAGAUUGAGAUGCAAUACUUCUCCAGAGCAUACUGGCAUGUGCCCCAAGAGAUGACUUUUACUUGAUAGGAGAUUCUUAACAUGCAGGAAGAGGCUUCCUCGAAUGACAAAAACUUUCUCCUAGGUGUGAUUCCUUAUUGUAGCCCUGCUCAUUUGACCUCUCUUCUGUUUUGCUUUCCUCCCCGCCCCCUUUUUUUCUUUUGUCUUGCAGAGUGGAUCACUUAAGGAGCCAGAACCAAACAAAGUCCCACCCCAGCGACCACCUCCUCAAGGUUGUUUACAGUACAUUCUCGAUUGUAAUGGCGUUGCAGUAGGACCAAAACAAGUCCAGGCUACUUAAAUUACUGAGACCAAAAGCAAGGGUUAAAGCCAAAAAAAGAGGAAUCAAACAAUACCAGUUUUUGUGCAGUUUUUGCAUUGUUUAAGUGCUGACCUGGACUGUGUUUUUUCUAUGCAGUGUCAACUAUACUGUCUGGUUGUUUAUCUGUUCAUGUUUGUGUUGUAAUGCUUACUUAUGUUUCUCUGUAUAACUUGUGAUUCAGGGCUGUUGUCAACAGUGUACAAGAAUUGUGCCUCUACCAAGUCAGUGAGACUGUUUAUCAUGGAUGGUUAGACAGGUUUUUCUUUCUUUCAAGUAUUCUAUAUUGUGGGGUAAAAAAGACUAACCAGCCCAGGUUGAAAUUUAUAUACUUUUGUUUAACUCUGUGAGUACGUGCAUUAUAUUUGUUUGUUUUUUAAAAAAAAAUGUGCAUGAUUAAUGUAGAAAGGUGAUUAUAAUUUUUUUUUAAGUCUCAUUUAAUAGUAUGUUGAAUGAGGCAUCAUUAACUUUUGAGUUCAUACUUAUAGGCAGUGCUUUUUGUGGUAAAAGAAAAUGAACUCCUGGAAUUCUUCUCUUGAUAAAAGUGCAGGGGGUACCAGCACAAAAUGGCUGCCAAGGGUAGCAAAAAAGAAGUGACAGAAUUCUGUACUGGUUUGUACUGUCACAAAAAAGUACUGCUUAUAGGUAACAUGAAAGACAAGUGCUUUAUUUCAUUUAUUUCCUAUGAAAUAUGAGAGAAUUAUUUCCAGGAAUACAGAAAUAUCCUUUAUUUUCAAUGCAGAUUUUUUUUAUUUUAAAAUCUGCAUUAAAUUAUUAGCCUCAGUGCUAUAAAAACGGGCCACUUACGUGCAAUAUUGAUGCAAAUGUGAGGGUACUGAAUGUAUUUAAGUUCAGUGACAAAGGUUCUCUAGUGGUUAUGAAGUAGCCAUCUGGUCUUGUACAAAACUAAAGCAAGUGUGUUUACUAGAUAUUCCUUAUCUACAAAAUUCAGGUAAGCUACAGCUGUUUGUUAGAGGAAGUCAACAAGGCCAUUAAAAGCCUUGCUAGAUUAAUCAUCACCUUUUCCAAAUAUUGGGCUAGCCACAUGUUUUUUUUUAAGGAUUUAAAAAGUGUGUGGUACAUGGACUCAAUGUGUGGUUGUUCUGUUCUAUAUUAGCUGAGGCUACAGCCAAGUAAUUAAGAUGCAGCUGUCAUCUGAUCUAUCAUUCUGAGCGUAAGCAACAGCAUAUAUGAAAGUAUAUUUAACAUAUGGCUCAGAACAAGUAAAAAGGUUUAGGCUUAGAAGUUCACAUUUAUGACUCAAGUGUGUGUAAAUAAUAAAUCAAAGUGACCCGACGGGUUUUACUUUUCCAAACUUUCUUAUAGCCAUAAUUGCUUAUGACUGUCACAUAACCAAUGGCUAUGUGCAUAAUCUUAAAAGCAAUAUCUAGGCAGGGCAGUUAAACUGUUACGGAAAAUCUAGCCUGUAAACAUUAAAAGGUGCACUAUUAUAAUAGCUGUGAGCAAGGCAAAGGAUUGUGUUUUGUCAAUUAGAAUCCCAUACUAAGGUAAAUAGCAGUCCCUAGGUUAAUACAAACAAGCCUGUUUUCUUGUGAAACAAUGCCAAGGUCUGAAUUUAUUUUCCUUGCAAACACUGCCAACAAAAUUACAGCUCAGUUACCAAGUGGUUUUAUUUGUUCUGUUUUGUUUUUAAAUUCAGGCUAGUGAGCUGCAAAUUUCACGCUGCUUUUGAUGGGAAUUUCAGUGCUUGUUGGGCAUGCCACGGUGUCCUGCCCGUUUUUAGUCUAUUAUAGUAUCAUUCCGCUUUUGUGGUCAUUGUUUCUGGUUAGUGAUCUCUUGAUAACUACACUGAUGAUUUCGAUUGUGUAGAAUGAGUGCAUCCCCUUCAGCCUCAGGUUCACACACGCCCCUCCUCACCUCCAAAUCUCAACCCAAGUGAACAAAACAGCCUCCUGCCCUGAGGUGAAGAAAUGAACCUACUGACUGAAUGCCAUUUAAUAUCAAGCCAUGAGUGUUCCUUUGCAUGUAGUAGUCUGAGUAUUUACAAAUGCUUUUGUGCAUUGUUUACGAGCUCUGUGUGUGCGCGUGUGUGUGCGUGUGUGUGUGCACACGUGUGCCUGCAGACCUCAGAGAAAAAGAGCUGCAUCCCAGCAGGACUUCAGUGCAUUUAUUGCAAAAGGUCUUCGGAGGGGCACACACUGGUUACUUCCUGCCACAGAUAUUAAGCAAGCCAAAAUGUCUCUGCAUGCUAGCAUGCUUAGGUGCAAUAUUGUGGGAUAUAGGGAACUGAUAUUUUGCAGUAUAGGAUUAAUGUCCAGGGGGUUGGUGUGUGUUUGGUUUAUUUUAUUUUCCCCUUUCCUUUUCUUUUUGUAAAAGCUUUUUUAUUAUUGUUGCUGCCUUUUUGUACCAAACGAGCUGCAAGAAAGUGAGCAAAUGCUGAAGUGUGAUUGCAGUAUAUAUUUUGUGAAAUAUCUUGUACAGCUUAAUGUGCAAUAAAAAAAAGUUACAUCUGUCUUCAGUGUAUAGUUUCUGGCAUAUAAGCCUCAAUAUCUAAAUGGAGAGGGCGGGGAAAGUAUUUUCUGCUCAGCAAAGAAAAGCUAAACGAGAAUGUUUGUUUUAGGGUGCAGAACUGAUCUGCCUCAGUAAAGCCACCUAUUCAAAAUUCCACCAGUCUCCUGAAAAUAGGACUGGUUGGUCUUGAACUUACUUCCGAAAAAGACAUAAGCCCUAUACAUGCUGCACGGCAUGUUCAGGAAAUGUGUGAGUGGUGGUGGUGGGGGGUUGGAAUCAUACCUGCUUGCUCCAACUUUGUCCUGCGCAUACCCAGUAUGGCUUUUGAACAAACCUACAUGCAUCGAAAAGCCAAUCUGCAUAUACAGCUUGUUUACAUAGAAAGUCAGCUCUGUUGAAAUCGGUAGGGCGAGGGGCGGAGCCAGCAGGCAUGAUCUCAACUCCUCAUCUACCUAUGAACAGGCGUAGUUUCAUUUGAGUGGAAGUGUCUUACUCCUUGAGUCUAUAAGUCUGCCCUGUUUGCAGUGCACUGAGGCACACAUGGAAUUCCUCCUUAAGAGAGUUUCCCCAUCGCUUUGCUGAAGAGGUCAUUUCUGUGCUUGCACGUGAAUGGGAAAGCCCUUGGAAACAAAUAGCUGAUUAGAAUAGCCCGUGGGACUUAUCCUAAGUCAGGCCAUGGGUGCAUCUAGCUCAGUGUUUGUCUACACUGACCAACAGUGGCCGUCUAGUGUUUCAAUCAGGUCUUGUUCCCUGGAGAUGCCAGGAACUGAGUGUGGGACCUUUGGCAUACAACGCAUAUGCCCUGCCACCGAACCACAAUCCCUCCCUAGCCCAGUGGAAUUUAUCCCCCCCCCCCCGCCAUAUUACCAACAUGGGGCAUGGCUGAUUUUGACGGGAAAUGUCUCAGUUCCCCUUGGGCUCAUGGAACUAAUUUCAUGAUCCUUUGGUUCCAGGCCAAGGAAUUUCAUAAUGCCAGUGUUGGUGCAAUGCUACGCUGUGAUAUAACAGUGGAGUACUUAUCAUAAGCAUUCAUAUGUUGGUGUAAUAAGUCAAGCUAUAAACCCAUUUAAAUGCACCUCAGAACAUUGGACCCUUUAAGAUCACUGUGACUAAAUUGGUUCCCCUUCAGGUAGUCUAGCUUAACUGGUAGCCUUACAAAGGUGAAGCAGAUGGCAUCUGAUGAGAUAUACUCAAUGUACUUUCAAGCACCUGCAGUUCUGUCUCAGCUGCAUACUUAAUAAACAUGGAAAAACACCAGAUUGAUAAUUAAACAGUGGCUACUGCUGUAAGGGCACAUGCUUUGUCUUUUUCAGAAAGGUUCCUCAGGCCCCUCUGAGUAGCCACUGCAUGUGUGUGUGUGCUUCUAUAUGGCAUUUAAAUAAGCAAGAACAACAACAAAAAUCCUAAACAACACCCCCCCCCCGUCUUUAGCAAGAAAUUGUGUUGUUGAUUUACAUUACCAUAUGCAGAACCAUAAAAUACAGCUUUCUUCUAGGCAUAGCUCCCAUUGCAAUGGAGCAGUAAAGAAAUAUUUUUUAGCAUGGAAGUUCAGAAAUAAAAUAGAGAAAUGUUGCAAUUAAUGUAGCUUGUUGUGGGUAGUUAUUGCCCUAUAACAAUCUCAGAAUUUUUUAUUUUUUUAAAGUUACCAUUGCUAAAUUAAUACUUUUUUUAGGGCACCUUGGUAUCAGUGUGGAGGUUUGCAAAUGUGGCGCUUCUGCAAGUUACACGGAAUUAUGGCUAAUGGUAUCAACAGCAAAGAUGUGGCUCGCCUAUCCUAGACACGCUGAACUUUAUUGGUUCCAAGUUUAUAUUUGUAAGUGUUAGAUAUAAGAGCUAGUACAAAAUUACUGAUGCGUUAUGAAGUUUUUCUUGUACUGAACCUAGGGGGCCCAGUGCAACCCCAAGGAAUGCAAUCACAAAGCCAGGAGCCAUUGCAACCACAGCGUGCGUUCCCUCCGGGGCAGUCAGCAAAGCCCUCGAGUUCCCUGCCUCCACGUCCACCAGGCCCUGCAAUUCAACCACGUGCUCAGGCCCCAGGUCCUUCAAGCGCUGGGCCACCUGCGGACACAGAGACGAAACCCUCCACAGCUCCACCGCAGAAACCUCCAGCACAUCCGCAACUGAAGUAAGGCUUUUCGUUUAUUUUCUCCACUCUUGUUUCAUAUGCUUUCCUUUGCCAGUGAGGUUUGAAUACAAUCUGUACAGAUCCCCUGUGGUGGUGGUGGUGUUGUUGUUGCUGUGAGCAUGUAACAUCUUUGCACCAGGUUGACCUGAAGCAGGGAAAUUUCCAACAAAGGCAAUAACAGAUGUUGAAAAAGCUCUCCGGUAAUUUGCAAUACAUGCAGAUUUCUGCUGCCACGAGGCCAAAUUUGAUAAUGGGUCAUCCUCUGUUUCUGCACACCAACCAAAAAGGCACUGACUCAUUUUUGAAUGUGCUGUCUGUAAGUCAGCUGCUGAGGAAAAGAAGGAAGCCUUAUCUACUUAAACUUUUAACCUUUCAGCCACUCAAACAACAGAUUUUCAGUUUAAAAAGGCUACUCCGAAAGUCCAUGAUACAUUUUUCAUCCAUUUUUUUCCCAAAAGCUCCAAAGCUAUAUGUAGACAUGUGUAGGGCUGUACCCAGUCGAUCCAAAUGCAGAAAGAGAAAGACAUACUGUGUAAGGCCAAUAACACAGAAAGAGAGGAAAUUGGCCCUAGUCAGACAUUUGGUACCUCAGACAUUUAAACCAAUGCCAGUCACGUGUUCAGUGCCAGUCUGAAAGAGACUCUUCUACUCAAGUAGGGGGCUUUCCUUGGCAGAACCCUGACUGAUGAGAACCAACCACCUGAAAUGGGCUAUUGUUUGUACCAAAUGCCUGGAUAUAUAACUGUUGGUGGAGCAAGAAAACCAAGUAAUCUGCAGUUACAUCCCACAGCUCUGGCCAUAUUGGAAUCUUACAUAAUGGCAAAGAAUCUUUGCCUACACUAUGUACAGCAGCAGCAAGGAAACAAUAGUAUUAACAGCACAUACGGUCUUGCCAAAUAAUGUGCAGACAGAUUGCAAACUCAAUAUAUAUUUAUCUAUUAUAAAAUGCAUAUCCUGCCUGACGCUAUCCAGCUUUCAACAAGAAUUAACAAUGAACAAUAAGCAAAUUAUGAAAUACAAUAAAUAGCAAAUAAUUAAAACAAUACAAUGCAGUAUCCUUAAUGCACAUGCAAUACAAAUUCUAAAAUGCCUUCAGUUAUGCUUGUAAAUAUUAAAUUCAUGAUUAUUGAACUCUAUACUGCUGUAUAUUUCCCUAUAGGGCAAAUAGCAGCUGGCAGGACAGGAACUUAAAACAUGAAGCAAACACAAUCUAAAAACCCCAACUACAGUUAUUAACUUAAAAAAUGCAAGAGAUCAUUCUCAUGGAUCUCCUACCUUAAUCUCCCCAUUAAUGAGAUUAAGUACAACAGCUUGAAUACUAAGAAAUGUUAACUCAAGAGGAUUCGUGGAAGGAUCAUGUGCCUCUCUGGAAGUUGGGGGGCUUCCUGUAUAGAUAGAGCAUGAUCAGCUGCAUAUUGUUUUCAAAAAAACAACUGAAUUUUUGCCUUCUGAAACAAAAGUGGAAGGAACACGGGGGGAAAUAAAGGAUGACAGACAUGAUUAGCCCAUCAUGUAGAGCUGUUCCAUAAAAAAAGGUAUAUGAACAAAAAAUGUGGCUAUUCUGCAGUAAACACCUACUGUGGAAUCAUGGAAAUGCAAAACAGGGGCAGGUGUGGAGGCGGCAAUGGAAUCUACAUGAAUUGUGUGCCCCCCCCCCAACACUCCUUUCAUUAUUUUCUGAGACCAUCUUAUAUCAUUAGAAUACACAUAGCUAAAGUCUUCGCUAUAUCAACGACUGUAAUAGCAAAAGGAAAAUAAACUUGAAUGAAAUAUUGGCCUGGAACCUUUCUAAUGGAAAUAGUAAAGUGUUUUAUUUCCCUGUUUCAUUUUACCUUUAUUCUCAAAUGAGAUUUUUUUUUAAAAACUCCAUUAUCCAGAGAAAGAGAUUUUGAAAGUCUUCGUCUGUAUCCCAGUCCUAAGCAACUGGGCUAGUGCCAUCUGCCUGCCAUGCCAGAGUAAUACCCCUGGAAAUGCCAACAUAAACCACAGCUUGGGAAGUUGCCCUCCUAACUGAGAUCAGCAUGUCCUAUCCUAAUCCUUUAUUUCCUUUGAUGGGAACGUGUUAGGGUCUUUCCUAACACUUGAAAACUGUAUGCAUGUGGUGUGCCAUUGAGCCUUCCUUAACAGGCUCACAGCCUGAGUCACAGGCUUAUUCCCAUUCAUAUUUUAAUGUUCAAAAUGAAAAAACAAACAUACACAAACUCAAAUUGCCAAUGGGAUUAACUGUACUCUGUGCAUUUGGCAUAUAUGUGCCUUGCAUUCUCACCCACAUGCUCUUGCUUAACAUGUGCGUGCAGGUUAUUAGCCCAUGAACAAAUAUUUAAUUAGGCCGUUCAUUUUUGAGUUGCUAAUCAAGUGAAGCCUUGCUUUGCCUUUCCACCGCCUCCUUUCCGUGAACACAAAACCCAAGUACAAUGCAAACGAGAGAGACAGAACACCACAUGCAGCACCACUGGCUCUGGUUUUCAACCAAGUUUGGGGUUGAAAGCAGAUGUUGCCUUGUGCUGAGACAUAAUACAGGAAGCGCAAGCAGCCUCACAACUUUUUCCUUCUACUAGCCUUAGAUUUUAUAGCAUAACUAAAGCCCAACAGUUUUGCUACUGUCCACACUCUGCAUACCUGCAUUCAGUCAAGUCCUAUCAAAUUAAGAAAUAUUGUUCCAGGGAAAGUCGCUUUAGGUGCCGUUCAGCAGCCAUUUUCUGUUGAGCUGGAUUAUCGAAUCAUAAAACUGUAGAGUUGGAAAGGGACCAUGAGGGUCAUCUAGUCCAACUCCCUGCAAUCCAGGAAUCUUUUGCCUAAUGUGGGGCUCAAACCCACAACCCUGAGCUUAAGAGUCGUAUGCUCUACCAGCUGAGAUAUCCUUACAUUGGAUGCAAUCUAUAAAAAGUAAAGCGUGUUUAAGGCUGUAAUCCUAAACACAUUUACUAGGAAGUAAAUCCCAUUGACAACAAUGGGUCUUACUUCUGAGGAAACAUGCUUAGGAUUGUCCCACACAUCCCACUGAAAUUAAUGUAAACUAAAAUUAAUUAAUUACAUUAAUUAAAAUUAAUGUAAACUAAAAUUAAUUAAGGACUGCACUCCUAACCCUCUGAGAAAUAAAUGCCACUGAAAUGAGUAGAGCAGGUUUCCAAAUAAACAUGGUUAGGAUUAAGCAACAAUUCCAUUCACUUGAAUGGGACUCAAGCACUCAUGUCUCCUAGAAUGUAUGGAGAUAAUUUUUGGUCCAGAAUUUUUUUGUAUGCCCUGAUGGACAAAAUGAUUCAUGUGGAUUUCUGUGACGCCUUCCCCUGCAACGUGUUGCAUUCUGUGUGAAAUAGCCCAGCACAAUGCAUAUACAUUGCCGAACAGCUGGUCAUGGUAGUCAGGUCUGAGUCUGCAUCCAUAUCUCUGCCCAAAACACAUGAUCAUCUGUGACAAAGCUAACAAUGGUGACCAGAGAAGGAGAUAUGGCGGGCAGAGGUCUAUAUGUCCUGCUUCCAUUGUAUGACAUGGUAAACAGAAUUCUGAGGUAUGGCUAUAACAGACAACAUGCAAUGAUGUACAUUUUGCUUUGUUUUUAUCUUGCAGCAAAUCACAGUCUCUGACCAACGCCUUCAACUUCACUGAGUCAUCCUUCUUUCGGUCAUCUGUGAACGAGGACGAAGCAAAAGCUGAAACCAUCCGAAACUUGAGAAAAUCCUUUGCCAGCCUCUUUUCUGAUUAG
Molecule: messenger RNA, 34976 nt
Organism: Podarcis lilfordi (Lilford's wall lizard)
Lineage: Eukaryota; Metazoa; Chordata; Lepidosauria; Squamata; Lacertidae
Source: the annotation of a GenBank genome assembly